Molecule: messenger RNA, 765 nt
Organism: Thlaspi arvense
Lineage: Eukaryota; Viridiplantae; Streptophyta; Magnoliopsida; Brassicales; Brassicaceae
Source: the annotation of a GenBank genome assembly
AUCUUCGAAAAUUAUAAUCGGAGUUUAGAUCGAACACUUGGGAAUCGGAGUAUCCCAAAGAUGGAGAUGAGACGUUCAUCGGUGUGGAUGAUGUUGAUUUGCGUGUCGUUGGUUCUCCUUUCUGGAUUUGGCCAGUUUGCGAUCUGCAGUGAAGAAAAAGGAACGUACAGAAACAACAACAACGUGGUAAAGAUGAAGCUUGGUGGAUUUAGCGAUUCCAUGAAUAAUUGGAACGAUAGGGCAGCGGUCGAUGAUAUUGCACUCUUUGCCGUUCAAGAGCACAAUAGGCGUGAGAAUGCUGUUCUUGAGCUUGCUCGAGUACUAAAGGCAACGGAGCAGGUGGUUGCCGGGAAACUCUACCGUCUGACUCUUGAAGUAAUUGAAGCCGGCGAGAAGAAGAUUUAUGAAGCUAAAGUUUGGGUGAAGCCAUGGAUGAACUUUAAACAGCUUCAGGAGUUCAAGAAUGUUAUCCCCUCCUUCACUCUUUCCGACCUCGGCCUGAAAUCAGAUGGCAAUGGAUUUGAGUGGAGAUCGGUAUCAACAAAUGACCCUGAAGUCCAAGAGGCAGCAAAGCACGCCAUGGAAUCAUUACAAGAGAAAUCAAACUCGCUGUUCCUCUACAAACUCAUAGAUAUAAUCCUGGCCAGGGCAAAGGUGUUUGAAGACCGAGUGAAAUUCGAACUGCUUCUGAAGCUAGAGAGGGGCAACAAGCCAGAGAAGUUUAUGGUUGAAGUGAUGAAGUAUGAAAACGGCAAGUUUCACUAG